AUCCAGAGCUUCUAUAUAAGCAAUGAAUCAUUAUAAAGUGCUCAGAAAAGAAAGGGAAAGAUUGCAGGGCACAGUGCAUUGGUUUCAAGUGACUGUCAUAAAGUAUCAUGUAGUGGCAGUAGAAAAAAUGCAACUGCUUGAGAAAUUAACAGUCCACUAUACAAGAGGAGUUUUUAUCUCAUUGGAGAACUGUGACAAAGAGGAAGAAAUGGAAACAGCACCAGCUUUCAAUGAUGGCAUCCGUUUGAUUGACAUGGUUCUUGUGUACAAAAAUGAUGAGAAUUCAAGAAAACCUCUUAUUUAUCGACAGAAAUAUGAAGAAAACUUAAUAAAGCAUGGAUUACAAUUAGAAGAUGAGAUCGCAGAAGAAAAUGGCUUGGUGUUUACCAAAGUACACACACCUGAUGCAGUGCUUGAAAGAUAUUCUGAGUCAAGUGGGAUAAAGAAGCCAGCAUUACUUUUUGGGAAGAGUGAAAUGAGAGAACUGCUGGAUGAAUGCCGGAGGAGAGGCAGUCUGCAGCUCAGAGGAAGGAACCGUGCAAGUUAUUUCAGUGGGCAACAAAGGACCUUCAUAACUUGGCAGCUAAUGACAACAGCAUAUUUCUCUGAUACUGACAGGGGCAUACAGAAACUUCUGAGUAAUGGGACAUAUGUUGCCGCAUACCCACUGCAUGAUGGACUGUACAAAUCUAAGACAGUUAAGCAAGACAGCUGUAAGAGAGAGAUGCUGUACAGAGACUGGGCAUCUCCAAAAAACUGGUAUAGGAAGCAACCACUUCAUGAAGUGAGAAACUACUUUGGAGAAAAAGUUGGACUGUACUUUGCCUGGCUUGGUUUCUAUACAAAAAUGCUUAUACCAGCAUCAGUAUUUGGAUUCAUAUGUUUUCUAUAUGGAUUAAUUGCUCUCCUUUGUAAUUCUGAAGAUUCUUUCCCGAGUCAGGAAAUUUGUGAUGAGAAAGGAGCAGGCAACAAGACAAUGUGCUCAGCAUGCAACAGGGCUUGUACCUACACACGACUUUAUGAGUCCUGUCUAUACAGUCGUGUCAGCUACGUUUUUGAUUCUCCUGCAGCAGUUGCCUUUUCCAUAUUCAUGGCCUUCUGGGCAUGCAUCUUUCUGGAACUGUGGAAGAGGCGGCAGGCUGAAUUGGCCUGGCUCUGGGAUCUUUCUGAGAAUGAAGAAGACUUCAACCUACGACCAGAAUUUGAAGGUUCUGUCAAGACAAAAAAGUUUAAUGUUGUUACUGGUAGGGAAGAACCACAUCUCACAUUCUGGAACAAAUCCGUGCGUCUUUUCACCUCUGCAUCUGCUGUUGCAUUUAUGGUAGCAGCGGCUGUCACUGCAACUCUUGGUGUAAUUGUGUACAGACUGUCUGUUGUAACAGCAAUUUAUGCUGCUGGUGGUUACAUAAAAAAAUACUCAAAACUGAUUACUUCUGCUACAGCCUCCCUUAUAAAUUUGGUUGUCAUAAUGCUUUUGACACAGGUGUACACAUCGUUAUCAAGAGUCCUCACUAACUUGGAAAACCCCAGAACAGCUGGAGAGUAUGAGAAGAGCAUUACAUUUAAAAUAUUUGUCUUCCAAUCAAUCAACUUCUAUGCUUCUCUCAUAUACAUAGCAUUUUUUAAGGGACGAUUUUACACUUACCCAGGAGAUGAGGAAAUGUGGGAGUCACCAAUCAAAAGUAUGAGUGCUGAUGUCUGUGGACCAGCAGGCUGCAUGUCAGAUCUGCUUAUCCAGCUAGCAAUUAUAAUGGUUGGCAAACAAGUGUACGGAAACAUCAUAGAAGUUCUAACGCCGUCACUGAAAAACUGGUGGAGAAAACGGUCAGCCAGGAAAGGUGCUGUUCAAUUAACAUCUCCCUGGGUAAGGGAUUAUACACUUGUACCUUUUGAUUCACUUACACUCUUCAGGGAGUAUUUGGAAAUGGUGAUUCAGUAUGGAUUUGUGACAUUAUUUGUGGCAGCAUUUCCUCUAGCUCCACUCUUUGCUCUUCUAAAUAACAUUGCAGAAAUUAGAAUUGAUGCAAUCAAACUGACUACUCAGUUGCGACGCCCACUUCCGAGAAGAGUGAAAGAUAUUGAACCAUGGUAUGGAAUUCUGUCAGCAAUAACAAGUGUUGCUGUUGCAGUAAAUGGCUUUGUUAUAGCAUACACAUCCGACUUUAUUCCUCGACUGGUGUACAAAUAUGCAUAUUCGCCAGAUGGUUCCCUAAAAGGUUACGUUGAUUUCAGUCUUUCAGCAUUCAAUACAUCUGACUAUGGAGCAGGUAUGGGGCCAGAUACAAGUCCUGGAGAUUAUUAUCCUGAAGUGUGCUAUUACCAGGGUUUUAGAACUCCCCCUGGCCAUCCACAUCAAUAUGAGUACUCACCAGUUUACUGGCAUGUCUUUGCUGCACGCAUGACUUUUGUUGUUGCAUUUGAGCAUAUUGUGUUCAUACUAACAGGAUUGCUAGCUUAUAUCAUUCCUGACACAUCACGGACAGUGAGGCAACUACAGCAAAGAGAGAGAAUAGUAAUAAUGGAAAGACUUGCUAGUAUCUCUAGACAAGGGAGAGAAGAAAACAACACACAGUCAUAGCAGCAGAAACUAUUACAUCUGCUGAUGUGAUGGACAUUCACUGUAUCCUGCUACAAACUAUGUCUCAGUUUACUCAUGAGAAAAUAUUGCAUUUUAAAGGACAUUUUUAAAAAAGACAAUUAUUUACUUGUAUUGAUUUGUACCAGAGAAUAAGAAAUAACAAGGAGAUUCGAGAGAAUGAAUAUCCUUCAUUGUGGCUAAAUAUGUUGUUGCUGAUUGUAUCCAGCCACACAGGGACUUCUGCAAAACUAAAAGUUGUCAUAGACAUAGGAUCUAUUAAUUUGAACCCAAAUCCAGUGGUCUCAUGUUGCAGUUAUGGAAUCUAAUCUACCUGUUUUUUUCCGAAGUUUUCAUGAAGUAACUCCUCAGCACCCACCGAUUGUAUUUUGUGGUAGAAUCACUAAGAAAACAUGUAUUUAUUUUCAUAUUAUUGAGGAAGUAAUUAUAUAUGUGAUAUUACCUUGAUAUUUCUUCGUGUUCAUUUCUUAAGUAUGUUAAAACUUACAGAACACUUGUCAGAAUUAAAUGUUGCCAGACUUCUUCCUUAUAAUAAGAAAUAGUAAGAUAUGUUACUUGACUAGGCACCAUAAUAAAUACAGACAUCUGUUGUCUGUAAUAAUUUUAUUCCCGUGGAAGAAAGACAGUAAACAUAUUUAUAAUGUAUUGUUGCUAUCAGAGGAUGGGAUGCAUUCCAGUGUACCAUUAUAUUUGAAACAGAAGAUGAAAGUUUACUUACUUGUUACUAAUGCAAAAGAAAUGAAAUGUUACGGCUAGAAAAAAAAAUUAAAAUGUGCUGUUGGAUAUCUGGCACUUACUUAAAGUGUUUUUACCUGAAUAAAGGGAAAUUAAAAUGUGAGGAAAAGGAUAAGAUCUUCAGUUACAGAAUAAACAUUGAUACGUAGUACAAUACAGUACAUGUAUUAAUGAGUUGUUGAUACUCAAUAGGUUAAAAAUAAAGGCACAAAGUGAAAGUUCCUUCGUAAAGAAAAUGAUACAAAACAAAAAAGAUAGAGAGAUUGUGAGAAAAGGGUGGGUAGUGUGCACCAGGGGAAGUUGCAGUGGCAAAACAUUGACUGAUAAGUAAGUAUUUCUCUUCUGUUCCACAUAUAUUCAUACUAAUUUUUCAUUUGGAAUUAACUAUUUAAUUAUGUGGUUUUAUUUCAUAUUGCUUACCAACUUUGUGAAUAUUUAUGAGAAACAUGUACAUACAAAUGAAGGCCUGCUGUGUAGAUUACUCAAUUUUUUUUGCAAGUUAUGUCUCAAAUAUACUUAUACCAUAAUUACAGCAUCAAGCUUCUUUUUGAUUUAUAAUCUUUUAU
This is a messenger RNA of Schistocerca nitens (vagrant locust), 3897 nucleotides long. Its product is annotated as anoctamin-5-like. The transcript has 18 exons. The record is from RefSeq and is a predicted model, not a curated record. Gene Ontology annotation, biological process: chloride transmembrane transport. Gene Ontology annotation, cellular component: plasma membrane. Gene Ontology annotation, molecular function: protein dimerization activity; chloride channel activity. Bases 23 to 2578 code for a protein of 851 amino acids. NCBI's taxonomy places the organism in Eukaryota, Metazoa, Arthropoda, Insecta, Orthoptera, Acrididae.